AUGCAACGAGCUGUUGUUGACAGGAGUGGAAAUGGCAAUUCUGGUACUACUGAUGUAACCGGUUCUUAUGUGGUACGAGGCAGGUCUGUUACUAAUAACCGAUCUAAUGGUAGAAUUACAGGAUGGAACCUUGCACAAGUACGUGUAAAACCGAUUGUGAAGAAGAAAGUGAUCUCCACUGAAGACAGAGGAGAGCUGCUAAUGCAGAAAUGGCAGGCUCAACUAGAAACUGCCAAUACUCUCAAGGACGAUGACAGCAUGGUCAGCAAUGGAAGUGUGAACAUGCAGAUCUACAAGUCAACCUUGAAGAUGGAUUCAUUGAAACACUGUUCUCAAUGGACCAAAGAUAACAAGAAAUUUUCAAGUCAAACGGAAGUAAACACUAGGAUAUCAAUCUUGGUGUUGAUGCCUGAUCUACGUUCAGCCUACGAAUGA
Cylindrotheca closterium is the source of this 435-nucleotide messenger RNA. NCBI's taxonomy places the organism in Eukaryota, Bacillariophyta, Bacillariophyceae, Bacillariales, Bacillariaceae. The record is from the annotation of a GenBank genome assembly.